AUGGCCAGCAAGCUUUCGAAGUUAGAGGCAGAACAAAUGGCCAUUAGAAGGCAAUCAAACGUAGUGAAUAGAGGUAGAUCACUUUCUCCAUCGAAAUCUGGGCAUAACAGCAGAUCGUCUCUGAUACUGAAUGACGAGUUCAAUAGAGACUUGAAGUGGUCAAUAACGAACCAUGACCCACUGGAAAGGCUCAUAGAGAAGGAUAUGAGUGUACAGGAUGAAAAUGAAGACAAUGUAAACGAAUUAUGGGACAAUGAAGUUAGUGAGGAAGAACAUAUCAGUGAUAAUGAAGAUAACGAGAAAUUCCAGUAUGAUGAUACAGGGAAUAUAUUACCAAACUAUGCAUGCCAAGAUGACAAAAUGAACGAAAUAUCGCUGAUUUUAGAGAAUUCAAAUUUACAUGAUAGGGCGGUGACCAAGAGAUUGGAAGAGUUAACAGCUAACGAAAGAGCGUUUGCCAAUGCGAAAAAUAUUGGUAGUAAUGUCGAUAAGGACUUUUUGGACAAAUUGAAAAGUGACAAGCAUGAAUUGACUGGAAAUGAAUUAGACCUUAGUAAAAUUGAACAGGAUGCUGCAUCUAGGAAACAAAAGCUUGAAACUUACUCCACUUACAGAAAGAAGAUUAUUGACCAAGAAAAUGAUCACUUGAGGCCAAAUGAGAGUAAUGAAGAUGACUCCUCUUCUUCACAUGAUGAGACUAACGAAAAGGACUUUAUGAUUCCAUAUACUUCAGCUGUUGAAGACAAAUUGGACUCUGAGUUUGCUUCAAAGUUGAAUGAAACAAUCAAAGAAGGAGAAAUUGACUCAAACAAAAGUCAAUCAAGAGCAAUUCAAGUCAUAACCAGAGGUAAUUUCUUUCAAUUGAUCAAUCCUAAAGUUAAACCAAAGAUUUUCCUUGUUUGUAUGGAUUUUUCGCCCGAGUCCAUAUUUGCAUUGGAAUGGUGUCUUGGUACAGUUCUUGUUGAUGGAUCGGUAUUAUUUAUAGUUUGCGUCAUUGAGGAAAAUGAUAAUAACCACCAUUUGAAAGGUAAUACUUUGAAUGAAUCUACAAGAGAAAACCAAAGACUUAAUAUGUUAAAUAAGGCGAAACAGCAAGUUUUGAACUUAUUGAAAUUAACCAAAUUACAAAUUCAUAUAGUUAUUGAGAUUAUCCAUCAUCCAAUUCCAAGACAUUUGAUUUUAGAAAUUAUUGAAAACUUACAGCCAACCUUAGCGGUAGUCGGUUCAAAAGGUCAAUCUGCAAUAAAGGGGGUGUUAUUAGGUUCAUUAUCAAACUAUUUGGUAACCAAACUGACGGUGCCAGUGAUGGUUGUUAGAGAAAAGUUGAAAAAGAUCAACAGAUUCAAGAGCGGGUCAUCUGUUUUUUCGAAUAAUAUUAAACCAUUAACCUUAUCGGAAGCACGGGUAGAUUGA
Messenger RNA from Debaryomyces fabryi, 1413 nucleotides. Its product is annotated as Imp2'p. Lineage: Eukaryota; Fungi; Ascomycota; Pichiomycetes; Serinales; Debaryomycetaceae. The transcript has a single exon. Bases 1 to 1413 code for a protein of 470 amino acids. The record is from RefSeq and is a predicted model, not a curated record.